Molecule: messenger RNA, 1993 nt
Organism: Patella vulgata (common limpet)
Lineage: Eukaryota; Metazoa; Mollusca; Gastropoda; Patellidae
Exons: 2
Coding region: 274-1116 (280 amino acids)
Source: RefSeq, a predicted model, not a curated record
CUUGUAAGCCCACGGGUGUAAUCGGUGGUGACGAAUUUAGAAAUUUUGUACGGUUGACACAUUCAUUUAACUUCUUCUGUGUUGUCGAUGUUUACAUUCCAUUCAAAUACAUUGGGAUUGUGAAUACACCACUGUGGAGUGAGUAACAUUGCGAAUUAAUCUAGUUUUAAAGCCCAGGAAGUAAAUUAUAGAUAAUCAAGAGGCGUUAACCAGGUUGAUAUUAUUUCAGAUGACGAAUUAUUUCUAAUUAAUGAACUAUUUUCAAAAGUAAAUAUGGCUUUUUGUCAACUAGAGAUGGUCGUCUGCUAUAUUACAUUGACGUAUAUGGUGAUGAAUGGUGUAUUUGGUCAUGGAAGAUUAUUAGAUCCACCAUCAAGAUCUAGUAUGUGGCGAGAAGGGUUUAAAAAUCCACCUAAUUAUAAUGAUAAUCAGCUAUUCUGUGGCGGAGUGCAGGUGCAAUGGGAACAAAAUGGUGGCAAGUGCGGUGUUUGUGGCGACCCAUGGCAGGGACCACGUGACAAUGAACCCGGAGGAAAGUAUGCCAAUGGAAUUAUUGUUCGAAAAUAUAAAGUUGGGCAGGAUAUAACCGCAGUUGUUGAGUUGACAGCAACUCAUAAAGGCUACUUCGAAUUCAAGCUCUGUCCCAAUGAUAAUCCAUUUCAAAAGGUCAGCCAGGAAUGUUUAGAUGGCCACACCCUGAUAGUAACGAGAACGGGAAACACCAAAUUCCCAGCUCCAGACAAAGCCGGAAAAGUAGAAGUCAAGCUGCGCUUACCUAAAGAUGUAAAAUGUUCAGCGUGUGUGUUUCAGUGGAAAUAUAAUUCAGGCAAUAGUUGGGGUACCUGUAAUAAUGGUCAAGGCGGUAUAGGUUGCGGUGCACAGGAACAGUUUUAUGGAUGUGCCGAUGUUGCCAUUGGUUACGACGAAAUCGUUGUAGGAAAAGUUCAAGAAAAACGACCUUGGUACUUUGAACCACCAGAUUCCAAAUGGCACUGGGGUAUCGUUGGCCGUGCUGACGACAAUUUUAUAUCCGCGAGUUCAAAUGUAAAAAGUUCUUCUUUGACUGUUUUUGUUGGUCUGUGUGUACUUUUGAAGUGUCUGACCUUUUUGUUAUAGGAUUGGGAUCUUAUUGCUUUCAGUAUUAUUUAUAAAAGAAUAUAGAGUUAAUAUCACGUAGCUAUAUAGUACAUUGCUUAAGCAAUAACUUGUCACUGUUUGAUAUUGUGUUCACUUCUAUGAAUGAUGUACAAGGUAUUAUACCGUUAAACGAAUAUACUGAUAUACGGAACAACAUACAGAUAUGAAGCUUAAUAUAGGACUAUUUGCUUACUUUCAUUUAUCUUAGUUCAUAAAGCUAACCGUUUGGUAUACUUCUAUGCGUUUUGCUAGGUGGUCUAACCCAAACAUAAUCCAGAAAAUGCUAUUUGUUGUCUGAACAUCAUGGAUUACAAAUUACAAUGCUCAGAUCUACUCUAAAUACAAACUGCACGGUCUUUAUUUAUCAGAAAUUGUAUUUUCGCUGCCUACCCAAUAUAAUAUUAUAUCUUGAUAUAUCCACACAACAUCUUUUAAUUCAAUCCCAAGUUUCUCAAUAUUUGGUUUUAUGUGCUUACUAUAUUAUAAUAGCCAUUUUUUACAACUUGAACUUAAUAAUGACAUCUUUACACAAACUACAACUAAAAACUAUAUUUUGUGAUAUUAUAUAUAUUUUAAAGAAUAACUUUAAUUGUUGUGUAAAUAUAAUAUAUAAUUUUAUUUGUAGACCUUUGUUAAUAUUGUUGAAUGCAGCAAUGCAGAUUACCAUUUUAAUUGUAUUUUUUCUGUAAAACUUUACCAUAUGCUCGAAACUGAAAAAAAAACUUCAGUAUAGUCUAUAGUGCCAGAUGUAAUAUUUUUUAAUAACUAACUGUACAUGACUUUUGUAUAUAUUAUACCGUUAUUAAUACAUGUAGAUCUAAAACGAACUUUGAUAAAUAUUUAAGACAAAAUGGAA